Molecule: messenger RNA, 7627 nt
Organism: Dermacentor albipictus
Lineage: Eukaryota; Metazoa; Arthropoda; Arachnida; Ixodida; Ixodidae
Product: glycoprotein 3-alpha-L-fucosyltransferase A-like
Cellular component (GO): membrane
Molecular function (GO): fucosyltransferase activity
Source: RefSeq, a predicted model, not a curated record
GAAAAAAAAAAAAGAAACAGACAGCCUUCUUCCGGCGAAGCAAGAGGCACUAUCGAAGGAAACGGAAGCCGUUGCCUCUGGCAUCAUUUGUUUUUCGCCGCCACUUCCGAUCGCCUGCUGCUUUGAGGGCCCCGCCGUGAGCGUCGAUCGCGUCGGCGCCUGAUCGUACACGGAGCGUUCGUUCUUGAACCCGCUCCUCGGCUCGGCGACCUACGAAGAGCACGCAGUGGUAUUGGUUCCGGGCGUCCGGUAGUCACGGCCCCAGCAAGAACCACGCAUGGGUUCCAGGCCGUCGGGCAUCGGUCACGCAGCAUUGCCACCAGCCGCCGUUGACAACGCAGUGGCAGUGCUGGGGCCUGCCAUGGCGUAGCAUGUUCCCGGCCAAGAAGCUCCGGCUCCGGCGGCUACUCGCCUGGGCCGCGGGCCUCAGCUUCUGCACCGUGCUGCUGAUCGGAUUCCGGGAGCAGCAGCAGGCGCCCGCGCUGCCCGACGUUGCGCCGCGCGAUGUCAACGCCAUCGGAGGGCAGCGUGCCGCGGACCCGCAGCCGCUCCCUGGACAAGCACCUGCACCGGGCGCGCAACUGGCGGCCAGGAUCAACGCCGCGCGAGGCAAGGCGGCGUCGCAGGGACAAGCCGGCGGCUCCCCCGAUCGUCCCUGGUACAUGCGCGGUGGUCGGCGGCGACCACUGCCUGGCGACACGGGCAGCCUGUGGCCGCACGAGGACUCCGGCGACCGCAUCGAGCAGCAGCUGAUGUUCGUGCCCGAGGACUACAAGCGAAACAGCACGCGGAUCAAGAAGAUCCUGCUCAUGCGCGGACUCGGCGGCUGGGGGGACCUGCCUAGGGGACGGGCGGUGUUCCUGCGCGACAAGUGUCCCGUGGACACGUGCGAGAUCGUCACGUCGCAGGAGGAGGCGCCCGACGCGGACGCGGUCCUCUUCAAGGACCGCUUCGUGGCCCCCAAGUACCGGCGCCCCUGGCACCAGGUGUGGAUCCUGUACCUGCUCGAGUGUCCCUACCACACGCAGUCCUUCGCCAACUUCAGGAACAUCUUCAACUGGACGGCCACGUAUAGGCACGACUCGGACAUAGUAGCACCGUACGAGAAGUUCGUACGCUACGACGACGGCGGCGUCACGACGGCGCGUCCCCCGGCGUCCGCAGCGCGCAACAAGACCAAGAAGGUCGCCUGGUUCGUCUCCAACUGCGCGGCGCGCAACCAGCGGCUGCAGUUCGCGCGCAAGCUGGCCGCCUACAUCGACGUCGACAUCUACGGCACAUGCGGCUCGCUCAAGUGCCCCCGUGCGCAGGCCGGCCACUGUUUCGAGCUGCUGGACCGCGACUACAAGUUCUACCUGGCCUUCGAGAACUCCAACUGCAAGGACUACAUCACCGAGAAGUUCUUCGUCAACGGAUUGGGGCGUGACGUGGUACCAAUUGUGAUGGGUGGCCGGCCUCUGGACUACUUACGCGCUUCGCCCGAUCACUCGUUCAUCCACGUGGAGGACUUCCCAUCGGCGAAAGCGCUGGCCGAAUACCUGCACCUGCUGGACCGCAACGAGACUCUGUACAACGAGUACCUACGCUGGAAGGGCUCCGGCGAGUUCAUCAACACCUACUUCUGGUGCCGCCUGUGCGCCAUGCUGCACGCGCCGCCACUGCCAAAGGUGUACCCGGACAUCGGUGCAUGGUGGGCGGGGCCCGGCACCUGCCGCAGCGACCGCUGGAGGGACUUCAAGCCCAAGCCGGACCCCGUGGCGUACGUGCUCACCUGACCCAGCUCCGACGGGAGUUUGCACCCUCCUACUCCCCCUAGCGGCCGGUCAGCCAACCAAGCGGCCCGCUAAGGCGCGUCGGAGCGCUCUAUUCAAAGACUCUGGUCAUAAGGGCACCAACUCCACCACUGGAAGGCGCGUUCCAGUGGUAUCGCGUGCUGCUGCUGGACAUGGCACGUGUACGACUGACUGAAACCAGGGGCGGAAUACUUGUGAUAAGGCGCCGGCCAGCAGAGCUUGUGACGCGUUUUCCGUGUCUAAUUGGCUCGGCUGUAUGUUCCAGUCACGUGGUGUUGGCCCUGCCGUGCGCGCCUUCGUGUCCCCUGCUACAAACCGGUGGUGAUCGCCGGGUCUGCUGGGCUCCUGCGCGUGACCUCUAGCGGCCGGUCACGUUUGAUUUCGUGCGUCUGCGAUGUGCAAAGGUGCAACCAGUGGCUUUAAGACGAAAUCUUCCAGUAUGAGAUACAAACCAAAAAGUUCGUUCGACGCAGCAACGGCUCGUAUGCAGGGGAACACAUUAGCCGUAAUCUUAUUCAACGAGUGAAUUACAGGCCUUAUGACAGUGAGAAACUACAGAGAGCCAGGUCCCUGGCUUUCUACGUCGCAGUAGCGGGGUGCAGGGUAGGGCAGCGCUGAUGGGAGCGUGAGUUUUCUCGCGCAGUCGUAAGUGAAUUCCUUUACUCAUGCGGUAAACGCAGAGUCCAACAAACCAAAGAGCAGCCGUGGAUAUUCCAGGUCAUGCUGCCAUGAACGACAUCAAAGUGUACUGCAUUUUUUACCAGCUAAUGUCGGCGCACGCGUAUGUUUGUUUUUCAAGGCAACAUAUACUUGCGAUUUGACGUGAUUUAGUGCUAUGUCGUGGGCAACCUGUUUGCUUAUAUGAGACUGCUUCUUCCUGAGCGUGCUGAGCUGCUGUGAUCUCGAAUCUCGAGUGUGACUUGCUGGGUGACAUCUGCAGCUGUACUAACUAUACCCCCUGUGGUUACAUAUUGUGUUCAUUCGCACUUUCCCUCAACAUUCCACACCUUGCUAGUUGACCGAUUACAUGUGAUCUGACAAAGCAUAAUACUUUACGCUAUACUGUCAUUACUAGCGCUGAAACCUGUACACUUUGUCGAGUCUCGAAACCAUUCCGUAAGUGACAAGGUUUGCCGCCAGGUUGUUCCUGUGGUACGACUGGCGCUGCGAGUUCUUGUCAAACAAUGCGAGGCUAUUUGAUUCUCGCUAUUUCCGAUGCUUCCAAGCAGCUAAAGUUUCCGAAGGGUCUCAGUGCACUACCAGAAGGCACGUCCAUUCACGCGUUCAGAGGCUUCGGUACCUUUGACUUGGACAAUACUGUGACUGCCAUACACUUAAUGUGUAAUGCGUUCGAGCUCCAAGCCUAAGCUUGCUACGGGGACUCUGAUAGGGCUUUGAUCAAGACCGAGGUAGGACGCUUCACUCACCAGAAAACGUUCGAUGAUUUCAUUUGUGCGUGUGUGUGUGUAUACGUGUGUGAGAGAGGUCGAUUUUUUAGACAAUUAUGUGGUAACGCGAAGCGAACCGGGAAAUUGGAGGUGCUCAUACAGGAGGAUGGACACGCCAUACAUACUGAGGCAUUACAUAGUGUUAUUGUGAAUAAAACCGCCACGGACACAGUGCGGUUGCUUCGCUUUCCGUCCUGUAUCUGUAGCGGUUUUGUUCACAAUGUCUCACCAACUGGCUUACAACUUUACCUUGCUAAAAUAUAGCGUUAUGUUUCGUGACACGUAAUUUGGCGGAUAACGUAACAGUGCCUGGUACGGCAAAAACAUACUCACUAGCUUGUCCAUAAGAUUAAGUGCAUAAAGCAACACUUCGACUGUCCAAACAUGUCAAUACACGUUGCACGUUUCGGCAAAUUAUACUAAAACUCGGCACCUGCCAUCGUAAUGUUUGCCGUUCCCGCCGAACUCUAUACUGCAACAUCAUAGCCCUGUAACAGAAGCAACUGGGUCCAAGUCUCGAGUAGCCGGGGCACAUUUCCGCAUUCGAACAAUGUCAAAAUUACCACAGCUGUUCACAAACUGUCAGAUCUGUUCUCGAGGGUUGUAAGGACUACGUAAUGUACGCAGCUGAGAUCAAAAUACGUAACAGGCUAUGCCACCGUUCUCCACUCACAUUUUAGUUACAUUUUCUUUUGCUUUCUCCAAAAAUUGUGCUAUAUGAGCAUGUCGCUUUUUAAUCUUCGUUAAUUUCUGAAGAUGCACUGCUGGUUGAGCCGUCACGGUAACUCUCUGGCGCAAUACCCACGUCACAUGCUCCGCUCUCACUCAACGACAUAGCUGCAAAAGUGCAACGAGCAACGCACCAUACGUUACCUGCAAACAAAACAACGCGUGAUACUUAUAGGAAAACGCGCGCGCGUUCUCGCACAAUCUACUCCAGAAAACGCAUAAGAGAGUGUUUGAUACUCCCGCUGAGUUGGUUACGCAUUUUACGACAGUCAUGGAUUGCAUUAGUUAGGCGAACAGGCUGGGCGAACAGUAAUUCAAAUGGCGCAAGCGUCAAUAGACUUCAGAAAACGCGGAGAGUGCAAGAGCACGCUUAGUUUUCUAGUGCUCUGAUCGCGCUGCUGAGUCGGCGAACCUAUUUUCGCACACACGCGAUUCGCAAAUGCCACUGCAGUGCUGGAGUUCAGCCGGAGAUUCUAGUCUUAAUGGCCACAUCUAAUGACCGUUGUAUGGACGGUGGAAGAAUUCACGAGACAGGUCUCGGCGAUAGACAGCAUUAAUGGCAGUAUACACCUGUGACCCUAGAAGUAAUGGUUGCGCGGAACAGCUUUCUCUGAUGGGCUACAAGUGAUAAGUGCGUUGCUUUCGUGUUUAUUCUUCCUCGUCGCUCUAUGGCUGUAGGUGUAUUCUCUCCAUAAGGAACCACAUCUGCACACGUGCUUGUCCGCGCGCUGUAUGCUUUGUGAGAUUGUGUUCUCCGUGCGCUAGAAAAAAAAAAUGCGCGAGUUGAAAUGGAUGUCGUGUCUGUAAUUUCCCCUCAGCGUUAACGUUGUGCGGUGUUCGUAUGUAAUCUUUCCUCUAAAUUCGCUCGGGUUACAAAAACCACAUGGCUCCCUUGGCUAUUGCAGGUACGAAAUCUUUCACGUGCUGUGAUCUGGAGCGCAAUGAGCCACGUCGGGCCUUUGCCGCGUCUUGUCGGGAUCGUGCCGUGUUGAGCUUGUCGCGACAAUGUCACGAUCGGCUCAUACUCGUGACAUAGGGCAGCACCGUGUCAUUAUAGCGAUUCCGUGCGACGCUGUCGGUGCUCUAACUUUUAAUAAGUAUACCUUGACUAUAAAGCAAACAUUAAAAUAAUUUUUCGCUACCAGGCUAACUUCUUGCGCUACUUGCGGAGGUAGUACCAAUGAUCUGCGCAUGAAAGCAUAAUUUCUUCCCCAUGUGCAUUAGUGUAAAUCAUGUAUAUCAAGUAAGAUUAGCCGUUUUCCCCAAAAGAUAAUCAAAUGCCUCCGAUGACAGCGAUUAUUCUUGGCUGGCACGCACGAUAAGCUUCAGUGCUCGAGCAGUGUGGACGUUAGCUUUCGCAAGAUUCAGUGCUUACGUCGAAACAGAUGCCCUUCUUUCAAUCUGCACGUGUUUUGUAUGUCCUCGAGGCAUUACAUAAGAACAUCACGUAAACUUCUAUCAGCGAACAAGGUCUCGUAUCUCUAUUAGUAUUUCCAAAAGAUUUCGUUCUUGCAUCUUCCUCGUAUUUCGUGCGAGUCCUGCUGCAAUAUUUCUGGAUCGACAAAGAACGCAAGCUCUUUUCUAUAGAUUCGUUGAUUUCAUUCAUUGAGAAGCGAGACGCGGGCUCAGCGGAAGAAUCUCGGAGCAAAGAAUGCUAUAAAUUUGCGUAAUGUGCUCUGUCAAUGCGUGAUAUUGUUCAGCCAUCACAACAACCUUUGUCACUUCACAAUCUCGGUGCUGGCUGUACGGAGAAACCUAUCAUAUUGAGGUCAAACAUAACGCGGUACGUGCUCGUGUUAGACUUUCAAAACGUUGCAAAAAUAGAAAUUCUGUGUCGACCAGACGCCGCGUUUAGGUGUAGGCGUCAUCUGUCGAGCGAUCAAAUGAUCAAAACCGGAAGUUGGAAGCUGUACACUGUGCUAGUGAAAUAUUGCAUUUCGUAUCGCGUCGCAGAACCUUCAAGAACUUUUUUCGCUCAAGUCCUAGCGGGUUCAUCGUCUGCUCUAUUUCGUAAACUUUUGUACUGGUUUUGGUAACUUCCUGCAGUAUUUCGAGCAGACACGUGAGAUGAAGAAAGAGCACGCAACGAUGUCCGCACGGUUUGUGCUGACGUCUUCAUAAACCACGCGAUCGCACAUCAGGAGGGACCUCAUGUCGAAGUACAAUUUCCCCGCUUGACCAAAGAAAGCAUAUCUGCUUUUGUCGCGUAUAAGAAUGAGGAGAUCGGAGUAGGACGCUAAAAUGCGUUAUAAAAAAUGCGUAAACGAGCGGGGUCUUUUCUUAUACUGCGCUUUGCCAUGGGACGCAACAAGUUGCCAUUUUGCUCACAGCAUAUAGCCUUGUGGGCAAAUGUGCUUAUACGCUGUCUUCCGUAACGCACACGGUGUCUACGCAUUUUUACAUUGUGAAAAGAAAAUUUUUCAACCGCCAGUUACCGUUUAACUAAUUCGCGCUACACCGUACGUGUUUGAUCCGAUGCAGUUUUAAGGGAAAACUAAGCUCUCGAUGCAUUCCAAACGGGUUUUGACCUGCUUUCUGAAAACAACACUCCAGAAAUGUAAGACUCGAGAGAAUUUCGCAUAACAGCGCACAUUUUCGCUUGUUUUGUGCCUAUAUUGCGUUGCCUCCACGAUGCAUUAUUGCCAACUUGCCCGCAUUGCCAUUCUUUUUCUGAUAUUGCACGUAUCUAGGUGUCGCGCAUGCCCGUAGUUGGUGCCAUAUAAACAUUUAUUUUUUAACGUUUUUUUUUUAUAAUGCUGCAUACAACUACUGUGUUUACUUUCGUGGAAUGACAUGGCUGUGCACAUUCAUCAGCACUGUGCUGCCGGCUGCGACAGUUUACGAGACACUAAAUCCAAAGUUUGUCUCUCUAUAUUUUUGCGAACCGUGCAUAGUGAUCCGAUAAAUUAGAAGCGUCGUGCACUAACAGAGCAGAAAUUUGCAUUUGUCGUGGGACCCGUGCCCCGCAAAUUUUUUCGGCCGACUGAGUUUCUACGGGAUCCCCUUCUAUGGGUUUAUACAGGAAAGGCUAAUACUCACCGAAAAUAAAACAUUAUUUUGUUCCCUUAGUACUUCUACGGAUUUAUAGAGAAAAGGCUAAUGCUCACCGAAAAUAAGAUAUUCUUCCCUAGUACAGUGCAUAACAACUUUCGAGUCUCGAAUAAACGCGCGCAUACGAUUAGUCUUUUUUUUUUUCUGAUAUCCAUUUUGCGUAUACUGUACGCAAGUUGUGUACGCUGCACGCGCACACGUUGCACGCACACGGAAGCGCGCGGCGGCAACGACUUAAUUACACUCGAAGAUAUAGCUGGCACGCACUUCCUCCCGCCCCCUACGGUCAAAUGUGUUUUGUGCGUCGUGCAUCGAGGAUUGAGUGUUUCAAAAGGUGCCCACACGCAGAGCCAGUCGAGCGGACACACCCGCCGAUGAUUCCAGCUCGGUGCUCUGUUCAUUUCUUUCAUGUGAUAGCCGAACUGAACUGGUCAAGUUGUGCUAGUCAUGCUGUUGGACGUCAAGAAUAGAUUUACUUCUACUCCCGCCUGUACGGGCAGUCUUUGUACAUAACGAAGGGGGGGAAACAGGAAAAGCAGCAAUCUCAUACCAUGUUGGCAUUUGAAUCUCAUCAGCAUCAAUAAACUGUGUUUCUUUUUACGUUUA